This is a messenger RNA of Alternaria ventricosa, 285 nucleotides long. RefSeq lists its product as uncharacterized. NCBI's taxonomy places the organism in Eukaryota, Fungi, Ascomycota, Dothideomycetes, Pleosporales, Pleosporaceae. The record is from RefSeq and is a predicted model, not a curated record. The transcript is spliced from 2 exons. The coding region runs from base 1 to 285 and encodes 94 amino acids.
AUGUUUGGAAGCCGUGUCUUUCCCGCUCUUGCUCUUCUCCUAGCCUUGACCAGCAUAGUAGGCGCUAGUGGUCCGACGAGUAUCUUCAUUGACCAGAUUGAAGAAUACGCACUUCUUGCAACAUGCGCCGAGCUCGAGUUGUCCACUAUCGUGCGUAACAUGAACCGCUACGACGUCGAUGCCAUCAAUAACGUCAUCGCUGUCAUCUUCCUCUGCUUCUCCAGCAUCGACGCUGCAAUCAGCAUUUUCAACACCUACCUCAACAACACCGAUCUCCUCAACUGA